AUGAGUAAGAGCGAUGCAUUUAAUAAUUUACCACCAUUACAACGCUUCGGCAUGGCAAGGAAAGAAGUUAAUCAAAUCUAUCGGAAUAUUGCUAAAUUUGUCAAUGAUGGUUCUGCAUUCUUACAAGAAUUUGACCAACACAGCAAAAAUUUUAACAUUAGUGUAGAAGAAAUCAUGCUUCAGUUGAAGAGUUUUGCUAAUCAGGUGGCUGGUAUACAGGAAAUGUUAACUCGUGAUCAAAUGAAGGUAUGCUUUUUUGGUCGUACCAGUAACGGAAAAAGUACUGUUGUCAAUGCUAUGUUAGAGGACAAGAUAUUACCAACUGGAAUGGGCCAUACUUCGAAUUGUUUUUGUAGUGUGUCUGGUUGCGAUGGCGAUGAGUCUUACAUGUUAACACCAAAUGAUGAAAAGUUAGCCGUUACGAGUGUAAAACAAUUGGCUAGCGCGCUAUCACAAGAAAAGCUAGAAUCAAACGCUUUAGUAAGAGUUUAUUGGCCUAAAAAUAGCUGUCUUUGUAGCGAUGAUUUUCUCCUUUUAAUUUACAGUCCUGGGAUUGAUGUUACACCUGAUCUCGAUUCGUGGAUUAAUCAGCAUUGUCUAGAUGCUGAUGUUUUUGUGCUUGUCGCCAAUGCUGAAUCAACUUUAAUGAUAACGGAAAAAAAUUUCUUUCACAAAGUUAGUGAAAGGUUAUCAAAGCCUAACAUCUUUAUCCUUAAUAACCGUUGGGACGCAUCUGCAAACGAACCAGACAUUGUAGAAGAGGUUAAAAAGCAGCAUCUUGAGCGUACGAUUGACUUCCUAGCUAAUGAAUUGCAAGUUGCUAAUAAACGGGUUGCCCUUGACAGGGUUUUCUUUGUAUCAGCGAAAGAGCUAUUGUCUAAAAAUAAUUCUAUCAUGAAAGGGGUUGGAUUUAGCGAAGGUUAUCAAGCGCGCUUACUUGAAUUUGAGAGCUUCGAAAAGAAGUUUAAGGAAUGUAUAUCUGAGUCAGCAAUCAAGACUAAGUUUGAACAACACGCUAAGCAAGGGUUAAAAAUUAUCGAUUGUAUGAAAGAUGCCCUCCAACAAUUGGAGAAUAAUAUUAUAAGCAAAAUUGUACAAUUACGCGAUGAACGGAGUACCUGCCUAAAAAAUUUAGCUUAUGUAAAGAAUCGUCUUCGUGAUGAAGCGUCACACUUUGAUGCCCGGUUGAAACAAUUAACUAGCAGUGUUGAGAAAAAAGUAGCGAAGGCAAUGACCCGAGAGAUCAACCACUUAGCUUAUUUAGUGGAUGACUUUAAUCGUCCGUUUCAUUCACAUGAUCUUGUCAUUCAGACAUAUAAAAAGGAACUACUCGAUUAUAUAGAUGAAGGGUUGGGUAGAAAUCUUAUGGUUCGCUGCUCGGAAACUGUUAAUGAUGGCUGGAAUAAAACACGAAAUGAUAUUAUAAAACGAAUACGAGAAAUUCUACCUGCAGAUUAUCAUAAAGCCCUUGCUCUUGACGAUACCUUGCCUGAAGUUCCUAUCAGUUACAAUUUAGAUUGUCAUAACUUGUGCGGUGGGUUCCAAGAAGAUAUAAAAUUUAGAUUCACUUGGGGCUGGCGACCGUUGCUUCGUAGUGCUCUAGUCUUAUGUGGCAAUACACGUUUUGUGCGAGUUCUGGAUGAAAACGAGGUUAUAUCGACUGAAUUCUCUCAGCGUGCAAAUCAGGAUACUACAGUAGUUGGGUCACCUGAGUUGCCCAUCAGCCUAGCUACUGGUAUUGCAAUGGCUUCAUCGUAUAGUUCUUUAGGAAUUGUUAUCACUGCUGGUGCGAUUUUUAGAAUGGUUGGUUGGAGAUUAUUUACUGUUGGGAUUGCCGUAUAUGGCGGAUUAUAUGGCUUUGAGCGUUUAACUUGGACUCGUGGAGCUCAAGAGCGCACCUAUAAGAAGCAGUUUGUUAAUUAUGCUACGCAGAAAUUGAAAAUGAUGAUAUCGAUUACAAGUCGAAAUUGUAGCAAUCAAAUUCAAAAUGAACUUAAUGGAACAUACCAUCGGCUAAUAAACGCAGUCACUGAAUAUAAAACUACAUUGGAAGAACAGAGUAAAGAGCUCAAUUUACGGGUAUCAAAAUUGGAAGAAAUUGAAAAUACAUUUAAAGUUUUAAGGUAA
Trichoplax adhaerens is the source of this 2127-nucleotide messenger RNA. RefSeq lists its product as uncharacterized. Gene Ontology annotation, cellular component: mitochondrial outer membrane. Bases 1 to 2127 code for a protein of 708 amino acids. NCBI's taxonomy places the organism in Eukaryota, Metazoa, Placozoa, Uniplacotomia, Trichoplacea, Trichoplacidae. Gene Ontology annotation, molecular function: GTPase activity; GTP binding. Gene Ontology annotation, biological process: mitochondrion localization; mitochondrial fusion. The transcript has 16 exons. The record is from RefSeq and is a predicted model, not a curated record.